AUGAAAAGCAAUAAGAAGAACCAGCCAAUAAAUGGAGAAGGAGCAACUCGCAACAACAACAAAAUCAAAGCAGCAAUUAUCUACAAGAGUAAAUUGCAGCAGCAAGACGCAGAUGGCCAGGUUGUUAAUGAACAGGACGAGGAUCAACUCUUUGUGGCAUCGUGUUAUGCAAGCAAUGUUUCAAUUGAGUCUUGGCUGAUUGAUAGCGGAUGCACAAACCAUAUUAAUCAUGACAAAGAGCUCUUUAAAUACAUGAAGCCUACUCGAGUUACAAAAGUCAUAAUAGGUCAUGUUGGUUAUACUCCGGCAAAGGGAAUGAGAACUAUUGCAAUUGAAACACAAUUAGGUACUAAAGCAAUUUCAAUUGUUCUUUAUGUACCAGAUUUAGAUCAGAACUUGCUAAGUGUUGAUUAUUCUUACACUUUUGCUCCAGUUGCUAGGAUUGACACAAUUAGAUUGCUUAAAACUGUUUCUGCACUACGUGGUAGGAAUGUGCAUCAGACGGAUGUCAAAUCAUCAUUUCUUAAUGGCUUUCUUGAAGAAACAAUUUAUGUUGAGAAACCUGAAGGGUUUGUUAUAGAUGGAAAGGAAGAUAAAGGAGCGGUGAAAAGUGAUUGUGGAAGUUCCGAGAAUGAUGCAAAGAGAACUUCAGGGUACUGUUUUAGUGUUGGUUCUAAAAUUUUCUCAUGGAGUUGUAAGAAACAAAAUAUUGUAGAUCAAUCUACUGUGGAAGCUGAGUUUGUGGCAGUUGCAGUAGCAGUCCAUCAAGCAUUGUGA
Solanum pennellii is the source of this 777-nucleotide messenger RNA. RefSeq lists its product as uncharacterized. Lineage: Eukaryota; Viridiplantae; Streptophyta; Magnoliopsida; Solanales; Solanaceae. The record is from RefSeq and is a predicted model, not a curated record. The transcript is spliced from 5 exons. Bases 1 to 777 code for a protein of 258 amino acids.